GAAAUGUCAUAAACUGAGAGCUUAAUUCCCUCAUAGUGUCUGCUUGUUGUGUUCGCCUGUGCACAGCCGGUUUGGUGAAAAACGCUGACGCUGGAUUCACAUUAGUAUUCAACAAAGUGGGCAGAUGCGUGAAGCUAUUUUUUUUUUUUUUUUUUACAGAGACUUAAGUUUCAGAAAAUGUUCAUUUGCAUUCUCACGUUGAGGAAAACUUUGAAUGUAAAUGAGGUCGUGGUUAUUUUCUCGUAAGUUGCUGAUGUGUCACUCCACAUCGUGACCACUGGUCAACCAGACUGAAUCACUGGUCCAGACACGAUUAUAGCUCGUAGAGGUGGAAAAAAAACAACAACCAAUAACUCAUCUGUAACUCAGCUCUUAAAACAAGUGUACUAACGACUUCUUUACACGGCAGAUUUCCUCUCAGACUUGAUGGAAGCUGCCAAAACACAGUCCUUGUUGUCGUCACAUGCAGUCUGCGGAGUGAUAAUAGGUUAAUAUAGAAUCUACUGAGGUGAGGAAAAGGAAGAACGAUGAAGCUGAACGAGCGCAGCGUGGCGCACUACGCCACCUGCGACUCACCGCCUGACAAGACUGGCUUCCUUUUCAAAAAAGGUGAGCGCAACACAGCUUAUCACCGGCGCUGGUUUGUCCUCAAGGGCAACAUGCUCUUCUACUUUGAGGAGCGUGACAGCAAAGAGCCCAUUGGUGUCAUCGUCCUGGAGGGAUGCACGGUGGAGCUGUGCGAGUCGGCUGAGGAGUUCGCCUUCGCCAUCAAGUUUGACUGUGCGAAAGCGCGGGUGUACAAGAUGGCUGCUGAGAACCAAGCGGCCAUGGAGUCCUGGGUGAAAGCGUUGUCAAGGGCCAGCUUUGACUACAUGAGGCUAGUGGUAAAGGAGCUGGAGAGGCAGCUGGAGGAGAUCCAGGAGGCUGGAGGAUCUAGCUGUGUUGGGGCUGGAGCUGGAGGCCUGCAGGUCAGGUCGAAGACCUCCAGGCGAAACCAGGUGGCACGUUCCAGGUCAGGAGCAUCCUCUUCCUCAUCUCUGUCUUCUGUGUCAUCAUCAUCAAGUGCUGCUACCAUAUCAGGCCCCUUCUCUGCCCAGAAGUGCCUCCAGGAUGAGGGGCAGCUCAUCUCUGAGUGCUCAAAGGAGAACGGGGUCACAUGGAGUAAACCACAAGCUGCCUUGGCAAACGGCUUUGUUGAGACAGCGUGCGUGGCCUGGGAAGCCUUCGGAGACUCUGGGAAUAACACUGUGACUGGUUAUGGUGGCGAUGGGGCGAGGGCUCCACCAGUUCCACCCAGAAGAAGAGGAGCUUCUUUGGAAAGCCCCGUCUCCCCAGGAACCGGCUGCUUCUCCAAACUCCAUGACUGGUACGGGAAAGAUGUGGAGGAGCUGAGAGUGCAGUGGCUGCAGAGUCAGUAAACUAACAGAGAUGGAUCCUCACUUUUAUUCCACAGUUCAAUCAUUCCUUUUAAAACAGUCUGAAACAUUACAGACUCCCAAGUGAGUGUCAUUUACAAAUUACAGUCUUAUAACCAAUUGUGAAAAAUGGAGAUUGAUUUGAGAUCUUGUCUGGCACAGGAGAAUCAAUCCGUCUUAAACAUCAAUACUAUCUACUGUACAAUCCUAGACAUCAUAAAAAAAACACAAAAUAUGCUUGAUUUUUCUUUUCUUCGCCACAGUUUUUCCUGAAUGUUAAAUGCCAAGUACAAUUGAAAUGAGAAAGUCGUUUUUAAAACGGUGUCAUUAAUGAAAUGUGUCAGUGUUUAUGACAAGAUGCCAAGAGUUUGGCUUUGAAUGACCUUGUAGCAGAUAAUUUCUUAUUGCUUGAUUAUUAUGUUGCCUGUACUUAAUUCAAGAUUUAUCUUCUCUUUUAGCUUCCAAACAUACUUGUGGAAUUACUUUGGCGUCCAGUUUAAAGGUGCUCUAUGUAGGUUUGGUAGUGAAAUUUGAAAAUUGGAGAAGUGAAUAUUGUGCUAUAUUUUGUGAACUGAAUACACAAACUUUACUCAAAGUAAAAAUGGCUCCCUGGACACUGUUUGGAGCUAAAAAGCUACCAGGAGUGUUACGGUUUCACUGUUGCAGGCCCACCACCAUAACUUCUUCAAACAGUGUUUCAGGGGCCAACUUCUCCUUUGAGGACAGUUUGUUUAUGGAGGUAUAAAUAUUUAUUACAGAAUCUGUACAUUUCUCCAAUUUUCACAUUUCUCUACCAAAACUGCAUAGUGCACCAUUAAGAUAGGUUGUAAGAACCUUGAUCUAAAGUCAUGUUUUCUUAUAAAUCAGCUUUAAAAUCAGAAAAAAAACAAUAAGCACUUAAAUCACAAAGUUUUGUUCAUUUUUUCCUGAGGAAAUUAUGAUUGUGUUGUAUGCAAAUGUAAUAAGGCACAUAGAUUUAAAUCUAAAGAUAUAGCACAAAGUGGAUAGGUGGAUAUAGUGACACCUUGACUGCAGCAAACAUUGGAAAAGGCAACAAAGAGGCAACGGAGAAUCCUUUAGCAGUAUGAUGUCCAAUGUUUUCCUUUUUUUGAGAGAGAGAGAAAAAAAAAUCACAAAAUUACUAUAUUUAGCAGGUAAGCCAGGAAAUUGCAAGAAGCGGUUGGAUGAUAACAAUCUUUAAUAAAAACAAAACAGCAUUUUGAGAUUCUUUCAAGCUUAAACAACCUUAAACUGUGACAUUGAUUUAAUACAUUGACCUGAAGAGAAACAGGGCUGAUACUCUAGGGAUGCAAAGUGUUGUGGAUGAACAUUAGUCCAGCUUCUGCUCCAUACUCCCGCUGGGGCACAGCACAGCCAGGGGGGCCCCGUGGCUGCUAAGGUCAGAGCAUCCUCUCUACAGUCACUGGGGACGGUGGUGGGAGCUGGAUGCCCUGCUCACAGCAACACUCUAGUAUUUUUAGCUCUUGUUAGCCAUCGGCCAGAUGAUGCCAUGUCAUAAGAAUGCUUGUCACUUACUUCUCUAUUGACUCUUGUAUUUUACAUCCUUGACUUUACAGGGCAUAACACUUGAUUUAAUUAUCCUUAUAAUUCAUUUCAAAUGAUGUAAUUGGAUCAUCUUCAAUUGCCGUUGUGCAUUUCAUACAGCUGGUUUGUUUGUUACAGCUGGUUUAUCUGAGUGAUAAAGAAUGAGUGUUAGACUACUCUACUGUAAUGUAUGUGAAUAUAUAACCUCCUGGUUUGUGUCUAAAUAUUGUUUAUUCCAUGUUGGAAAUUAACACCAGCAGUUUGGCAAAAUGGACAAUUUCACUCACUGUAUAUCUUUAUCCAAUCAUAUCAUAACUUAACACUUUUGUUUUAAUGUGCCUUAUUAUUUUUACAACUCUUUUAAUCAAAGUGCAACUGUUACCUUACUACAGCGAUGGGAGGGUUUUGACUUUUCCUAUUUUUUAUGGUGACUGUUCUGCUGUUUUGCUUUCAUGCUAUGGCUCAUGUCGUUGCAAUCGCUUUUUGACAAUGGCUCUGUUCCUUCAGUCUGCAUCAGUGCACAGCGCUACUAUUACUGGUGUACACUUGGCUUGUAGAAAUGACACUGUGGUUACAGCGGUUUCACAGCACUAUGUUUUUCACACGUUUUAUCCAAAAUGAUGAUUCCAGUGCCAAUUUUAUUCAUUCCAGUCAGAAAAUAAUUAUUGUAUUAAGGAUGACAUUUCUGCUCUUUAGUUUUUGAUGUGAUACUGAAAGGAAUUCGUGAAUGUGUCAAAUAAUCACAUAAAUGAGAAUGGUAUCUAUCUUUGUUCAGGAGUGCCAAAUGAACAAUGCAACCUAAGUGCACAAUAAACCUUUUUAUCCAUUGACUUACACAAUUAUGGUAAAGAAUAAAUGUUAUAGUACCAAAUAUGAGAAUUAUUUAAAAUGACCAAUAAUAAUAAACACAUUGUCCUGAUAUGGUACUAUAAAGAUGAAAACAAAUCAAUAAAAAAAUAUAAAUAA
Labrus bergylta (ballan wrasse) is the source of this 3926-nucleotide messenger RNA. It is a transcript of the gene pheta1, whose product is annotated as PH domain containing endocytic trafficking adaptor 1. Gene Ontology annotation, biological process: receptor recycling; endosome organization; retrograde transport, endosome to Golgi. Gene Ontology annotation, cellular component: trans-Golgi network; recycling endosome; early endosome. The record is from RefSeq and is a predicted model, not a curated record. NCBI's taxonomy places the organism in Eukaryota, Metazoa, Chordata, Actinopteri, Labriformes, Labridae.